UAUAGUGAACUGAUUAAUUCCAUGUCAUAAUUGUUAUAAGAAAGUAUAUAGCCUAAAAUCAUAUUGCUUAACAUACGCGGGAAAUAUAAUUAUCAUGAAGAAAAGGAAAACAAGACGUCAACUUUUGGCAGAAAAAGAAGCAAUUGCAAAAAGUUUGGUUGAUAAAGCUAAUUCUGUAACAAAUCCCUUAGAGCCUUUAAAUUUUUUUCACAAAUAUGUGACAAAAGAAGGUCAAACCAUUGAACUCUCUUGUGUAAGAGCCAAAGAUGCUCAGCCUGAAUGUAUAUCUUGGAUAUUUGAUAUCAUGGAGCGUAAUAUGAAAUCUUUAUACGAACAAAGUGAUUGGGGUUGGGAUUUAAUUGCCAAACAAAAGGAAUUAACAGAAGCAACAGCUUGGUAUUUAAUAGCAUUAUCCAAUGAUAUAUUUAUUGGAUUUUCUCAUUUUCGUUUUGAUAUAGAUUACAGAGAAGGAGUAUUAUAUUGUUAUGAAAUACAAUUGGAAUCUGCAGUACGAAGAAAAGGACUUGGUCAUUUUAUGAUGUCUGCACUUGAAUCUAUGGCAUCAGACAACAAGAUGCGUAAAGUAGUUCUUACUGCACUUAAACAUAAUCCAUCUGCCAUGCAAUUUUUUUAUUCUCUUGGCUACAAAAUGGAUAAAAGCAGUCCACCAGCAUCAGAACAUUUGGAUUAUAUUAUUUUAAGUAAGGCCGUUGAUAGUGGAACAAUGAGCAGAAAGCCAAAUUUAUUUCAAUGA
Eufriesea mexicana is the source of this 754-nucleotide messenger RNA. It is a transcript of the gene Naa40, whose product is annotated as N-alpha-acetyltransferase 40. The transcript has 4 exons. The record is from RefSeq and is a predicted model, not a curated record. Gene Ontology annotation, cellular component: nucleus. Gene Ontology annotation, molecular function: protein N-terminal-serine acetyltransferase activity; histone H4 acetyltransferase activity; histone H2A acetyltransferase activity. Lineage: Eukaryota; Metazoa; Arthropoda; Insecta; Hymenoptera; Apidae. Bases 95 to 754 code for a protein of 219 amino acids.